Podospora anserina S mat+ is the source of this 1539-nucleotide messenger RNA. RefSeq lists its product as uncharacterized. Bases 1 to 1539 code for a protein of 512 amino acids. The record is from RefSeq and is a predicted model, not a curated record. The transcript has 2 exons. Gene Ontology annotation, biological process: proteolysis. Lineage: Eukaryota; Fungi; Ascomycota; Sordariomycetes; Sordariales; Podosporaceae. Gene Ontology annotation, molecular function: aspartic-type endopeptidase activity.
AUGACAAUACCAUCCUACUUUAGCAACACCACUACCCUCAGCCUUCAACAACUGCUUCUCCUUUCUCUACUCACCACCAACUACACCCAAGACUCUCCCAACUACCAAAACCCACACCACCAACACAACAUCAUGGAGUCCAUCUUCAUUGCCCAGUCCAAGCUCCGCGCCGAGCUCGGCCUGCACAAAGUCAAGGCCAUCCCCAACAGCAAGUUCCAGCGCCAUGGCACCAAGGCCUACGCUUCUGCCAUCAACCGCUAUGGCCUCCAGCCCACCAAGCCAGGCCCUCUUACUUCCGGCAAGAUCCGCGACCCGAGCACCAACUGGACCUCUGGCAAGUUUGCCGUGGGGGCCAUACGCGACAUGUGGACCUCUCUCGUUGAGAAGACGGGAGACAACAAGCCGGGAGAGGUUGGGGCCCAAGACCAACAAGGUGACAUGGAGUACCUUUGCGAGGUGUUGAUCGGUACCCCUCCUCAGAAAGUCCUGUUGGACUUUGACACUGGCUCUGCCGACCUCUGGGUUCGUCCGGAUGCUUUCAAGAACGAUCAGUCCAGCACCUUCGCACCUAUGCACAACAAAAGCUGGAAGAUUGAGUACGGUGAUGGCAGCUCUGCGUCCGGCUUUGUUGGCCAGGAUACCAUCUCCAUUGGUGGCCUCGUCAUCAAGAAACAAGCGGUUGAGGUGGCCAAGCAUGUGUCCUCUCAAUUCAGCCAGGGCGUCAUGGGCGGUCUCCUUGGACUGGCUUUCAAGCAGAUCAACACUGUACACUCGACCAUGGGCAUCCGCGAUCCUCAGCCAACCCCAGUCGACAACAUGAUUGAGCAGGAGGAUAUCCCCAAGGAAGCCGAGCUAUUCACAUCGGCCUUUUAUAGCUCUCGUGAUCUCAAGCCCGAGUCUUUCUAUACCUUUGGCUGGAUCGAUCAAGAUCUGGUCAAGAAAUGCGGAGAGGAGAUCACCUGGGCCAAGGUGGACAACUCUCAGGGUUUCUGGAUGUUCGACAGCACGAGUGCCAGCGUUGAUGGUGACAAGAUCGAACUGUCUGACAACAAGGCCAUUGCUGACACUGGCACUACCCUCGCGCUCAUCUCAGACGAGGCUUGUGACGCUCUGUACAAGAAGAUCGACGGAGCUGCCUACAGCGAGAAGUACCAGGGCUAUCUCAUCCCCAAGUCUAUCAAGGUUGACAGUCUUCCAGAGUUUAGCGUGGCUGUCGGUGGGAGAGAGUUUGUCAUCCAGAAAGAGGAUCUCAUUUUUGCGGAAGCCGAUGAGAGCAAUUAUUACGGCGGUGUCCAGUCGCGCGGUUCCAUGCCGUUUGAUAUUCUUGGAGACACGUUCUUGAAGUCCAUCUACGCUAUUUGGGACCAGGGCAACUCGCGCUUUGGUGCCGUUCCCAAGAUCGAGAAGGAGCAGAAGGCUCCCGAGCCAUCCAAGGACGGUGAUGGUGCGCAGAAGGUGAUUUGCACGCUCGACAAGAGCCCUGCCAAGAAGUCGGUCUGCAUCGCCAAUUCUGCCUUCGUCUGCCCUUCUGAUUGCUAG